This is a messenger RNA of Triplophysa rosa, 7881 nucleotides long. Its product is annotated as leucine-rich repeat and immunoglobulin-like domain-containing nogo receptor-interacting protein 3. NCBI's taxonomy places the organism in Eukaryota, Metazoa, Chordata, Actinopteri, Cypriniformes, Nemacheilidae. The transcript has 3 exons. The record is from RefSeq and is a predicted model, not a curated record. Gene Ontology annotation, molecular function: protein binding. The coding region runs from base 358 to 2172 and encodes 604 amino acids. Gene Ontology annotation, cellular component: extracellular matrix.
GUGAGCUGAAAGCCAAACCGCCGCAGAUACACCGAGACAUCACUGAGACAGACAGAGACACCGCUGAGACGGACAGAGACCGCUUGUGUCCUGUCUCUCUCUCUUUCACACACACACACAGUAGAGUUGGAGACCGGAGGAGGAGGAGGAGGGGUGUGUGUAUGUGCUGAGAUGCGUCUCUGAUGCGCGCGGCUGAGAGGUAAACGCGCGCGUGGAUGUGGAUGGAUGUUAUCGUGUGACUUAUGGACAUGCAGAAAACUGUGAGGAGAGGAGAGACACACACACACGAGGAGACAAAUGAGGACAGAGCCGUCACACUCUAGACCUGGGUGUGUAGAGUGAAGUGGAGGGGGGCUGAUGGCUUCCCGGUGGGUCCUGUGCUGGUUGGGGCUCAUGCUGGCCUUUAUGGCCCUCUCACAGUCGUCUCAGGGAUGCCCGCCGCGCUGCGACUGCGCCGCUCAGCUGCGCUCUGUGUCCUGUCAGCGCAAGCGGCAGUCCGGUGUCCCGGAGGGCAUCCCGACAGAGACGAGGCUGCUGGAUCUCAGUCGAAACCGCUUGCGUUGGGUGGCCCCCGGAGACCUGGCGCCGUACCCGCACCUGGAGGAGCUGGAUCUGAGCGAGAACCUCAUCACCACGCUGGAACCCAACGCUUUCGCCAGCCUGCAGGCCCUGCGCACGCUGCGGCUCAGAGGAAACCAGCUGAAGCUCGUGCCCAUGGGCGCGUUUGCACGGCUGUCAAAUCUCACCACGCUGGACCUGAGCGAGAACAAGAUCGUCAUCCUCCUGGAUUACACCUUCCAAGAUCUGAGGAGUCUCAAAAAUUUGGAGGUGGGUGAUAAUGAUCUGGUCUACAUAUCCCACAAGGCUUUCUCAGGGUUGUUGGGUCUCGAGGAUCUCGCCAUUGAGAGAUGCAACCUGACGUCCAUCUCAGGCCAGACUCUCUCUUAUCUCCGUAACCUCGUGACCCUUCGACUCCGUCACCUCAGCAUCACCGCGCUCGAGGACCAAAACUUCCGCAAGCUGUCGGCACUGAGAGGCCUGGAGAUCGACAACUGGCCCUAUCUGGAGUACGUCUCACCGCUUAGCUUCCAGGGUCUCAACCUUUCCUGGCUUUUCAUCACCAACACCAACAUCACGUCCGUACCGUCGGCGUCCUUCCGAAACCUGGCUUACCUGACGGCGCUCAACCUCUCCUACAACCCCAUCUCCACGCUUGAACCAUGGGCCUUCAGAGACCUCAUCAGACUGAAGGAACUACACAUGGUCAACACUAACCUGCUCACCGUCGAGCCUCACGCUCUCGGAGGCUUGAGACAAAUGCGAGUUCUCAAUCUGUCCAACAACGGUCUGGUGACUCUGGAGGAGAGCUCCUUUCACUCCGUCAACAGUCUGGAAACCUUGAGAGUGGACAACAACCCUUUAUCCUGCGACUGCCGGCUGCUCUGGAUCCUGCAACGCCGGCGGACCCUGAACUUUGACGGCAAGAUGCCCGUGUGCGCCGGGCCGGCAGAGGUGCGUGGGUACGCCCUGAGCACCUUCGGCGAUUCGGCGAUGUUCGAUUACUUCACCUGCCAGAAGCCGAAGAUAAGAAACAGAAAGUUGCAGCAGGUGACGGCGCACGAGGGCCAGCCGGUGUUGUUCCUGUGCCGGGCGGAGGGCGAGCCGACGCCGGCCAUCGUCUGGAUCUCUCCGCAGAGAAGAAGGAUCACAUCGAAAAGCAACGGCAGGGUCACGGUGCUUCCGGGCGGGACGUUGGAGAUCCGUUAUGCUCAGGUGGUGGACAGUGGCACGUACAUCUGUAUCGCCAGCAACGCCGGCGGCAACGACACCUACUUUGCCACGCUGACGGUGAAGGGCCACGCGGCGGACCCCUCGCUGUUCGCCAACCGGUCCAUGUAUUCCACGGACUUCAACGAGACUGGUCUGAACAGCACACGUGUUUUUCUCAAGUUCACGCUGGACCUCACCACCAUCCUGGUGUCCACGGCCAUGGGCUGCAUCAUGUUUUUGGGGGUGGUGUUGUUUUGCUUUCUGCUGUUGUUCGUGUGGAGCCGCGGACGCGGUCAACGCAAGAACAACUUAACGGUGGAGUAUUCCUUCAGGAAAACUGAAGGCCAGACCACCACCGCCGCUUCCGGAACAACACGCAAGUUCAACAUGAAGAUGAUAUGAAACAACGCAGCCAGGGGCACGCUGGGGGAACGCUAACACACACACACACAGCGCUGAUGCAGAAACACAACGGCCUGUCGCAAUCUGACAUUAAACGAUAACCUUGUCCUCGAUGCUCUCACAAACGCUUUAUUGUUAUUUCUGUUGCCGCUGACGGUUAUAUAAUUGAAUAUUUUCCGUUUUAAUGCUGCACUUUGCUUAGGAGAGGUCAUAGUGUAAACACAAAGCCAUAGUAAAGUCUCUGUUCUUGGUUUCCUUUGACUUCUCAUGAAACCAACGACAUGUAAACUGAUCAUUACCAGAGACAAAUAAAUCUAUUGCCAUAAUGUCCUCCAAUAUCACACCCACUUGACUCUCCAAGCUUGAGCUGAGAGGAGAAACUAAACAUCCGUAAGAAAGACAACAUCUCAAUUAUUUCUCCUAGACGUCAAUGAGAGGAAAUGGAAGCUUGAGUCUCAUUUGCGUCUCGGAUGUUUCUCCUGAGAAAAAAGGGAGUCCGAAAUCUCACAAACGUCUCUAUUAGAGUUGAGAAGGGAUGUCAACAACGCGUCGAACUCAGAUUUGUCAAGUCUGCGAUCAAAAGUCAAUAUCAUUGAAGAUCUCAAUAUCAACUCAAAUUGACUCGAAUCCAGAUUAUUUGACCUCUGCCUCUAUUACACUCUCAUUUGAUUCUCUUUUUAUUCCUCCCAAACCAUUUUAGGAGAAACGUCUGAGACCAAGUUGAGACUCAACUGAAAAACAAUCGAGGGCAAUAAAUUUGAGCAAUAAAAGAGGGCCGAGGAACUAAAUUUGAUGUAAAUCGCUUGGUUUUUAGUGAUCAUCAUACUCAAAGAUGCGUCAUAGAAGCCGUUGAUGUUCUGCGUUGAGCGUCUGUGUGGGUUGGGAUGAACACACCGGCCGCAUCGCUGUAAACACGAGACCGCGGUAUCCUAACUGCACUACCGUGAAUUCAUCGUGUUUGACGUGUCUGAUCCGGACUGAUGAGGGCUUGGCUGAGUGUUUCUUACCCACAAUCCCCCUCCAUCAUUCUGAAUCACACACGUGCUGACCACCGGCUAGCCUUCAUGGGGGGAGGUCGGCCGGGUGUCACGUCUGCUGGACGUCAGACGCAGAGAGACACACACACACACACACACACACACUGAAAACCCUCAAGCCAUAUGAUGAUAUUUGUGAUCAGGAGGUUUACAGCAAUAGUUUCAUUGAUUCCCAACAGAAAAUACGAACAGACGUGAUUUUUUAUAUGCGCAGGCUUUCGUUGUAUUUGCAAUAACUGUAAAGUAAUAACGAUGGCAAAUUGUAUUUUUUUAUUCCGAGUCCUACGAGACGUUUAGUCAUGCAGGAUUCUUGAUCAAAAUGCAUUUACUGUUUCUCCAGAUCCGCUCGCUGUGAAUUCAUUUCUCAUCAGUAGCACUUGAAAUAUUUUCUGCCAAAUAUUGAAUAAAUAGACACAUCACCUCUCUCUCUCUCUCUGACGGUCUUGGUUUUUGGCGGCCGGUGUGUAGACGUUUCUGCUUCCCCCGCCCAGUCCCCCCCAACACCCCCCAUGUCACGUCCCUUUACCCCCCCCCCGACUGGGUCUCGAUGAGGGAGGGUCCCUGGCUGGUGACGUCAGAUGUACACGAAAUCACAUCACCCGUCUAGUUCAUGUGUCUUUGACUGUAGAGGCUGUGAUGAUAUGUUUAGAUUUAUAAACGAUGUGUUUUUGUACUUGUUCUUUUCUUUACGACUGACAUCGUUUCGUCGGUUUUCAGCACCGCCGCUGCUUGAUGUAAAUGAAUGAAUCUGUUAACUAACGCCGUAAACCAGCAGCUGCUGUUGGAAACACAUCGGUUAACAAGUGAACUACAAGAGCCAUAAACGAUCCACCUGUCCAGAAAUCUGCGUGCGAUGACAAAUACAGUCGAAUCUGCUCCACGUCAUGUGUGCAGGCGACAAAAGUCACAUCUGGAGAGAAUAUUUACUGUGUAGUUUUUGCUUUAAUGCCCUCUUAGGUUCCAUUAAACCAUCAAAUGUGACGUGUAGGGUACAAAAUGAAGAACAACUUGUGUGAAGGUGACAAAAAAAUCAGAAGUGUUGCCUGUCGGGGUUUUAUUCUCAUGUACAAAAACACAAAGAAAACACUGAUGAUAAGCAAACAUUGAGUGGUCUUAUCAGUUGUUUAUAUAUAUAUAUAUAUAGUUUAUUUCCAAAAAGAGAUAACUCUGUUUUGUUUUUUAUUGUGCAUUAAUGAAUAUCAAUCAAACUGCAGUUGGUUUGUUUUGAUUUAAGCCAUAAUAACUCUUAAAAUUACAGCUAACUAACAGAAUAAAAACAUGAGAACAUCAUAAAAAACAUGAUUUUUUGCAAAUAAACUCUUCAUAUAUAAAUAUAUUCUUUUUAUUAACAUAAUGUAAUGUUAUAUAUACAUAUCGCCGCUGUCCUUCCAAAACCUCGGAUGUCCAAAUUCACUCUUUUUCAGAAAAUGGAAAAAACACUUCUUCAUCCUUUUAUUGGUUGAGUAUUUGUAAAACAAAGUGACAAACAUAUAGGGAGACUAAAAUAAUAAUAAUUUAUGGCGAAAAAUAUAAAUUCCAAAUGCUGGAGAUACGAGGUUUCAGAAGGGCGGCAGCGAUGUGUUUUUCUCCUGGCUCGGCUCAUGCUUUUUGUGUUCUUUUUGUUGCCAAACCUCGUUAAAUUCUUCACAGCUACACAUCACGCAAAGAUCAUCUUCAACACAUUUUUAUAAUAUAUUAGAAAUAAGAUGGCAUCGUUCACAAAGACAGCAAGUCUAAGCUCGGUAUAGUUUGACAUCACAACAUUAAUUCAUUCUUUGUCACACGUUGUAUUUGACAUGCGGUGUGGUGAUAACCCGAUGGUGACGUUUGGCACAUCUGACUGUGUUUCUUGACAUCAGGGAGCGUUUGUGUCCCUGGUUACACAUCUGGAUUUGGUGGUGUAAACAUGUCAGGUUUUUGGUUUUGUGUUGAGUAGCUGGUUGUUCUCAGACCUCACCGGUGAUGUUUUGGUGAUAGAUGUUGUCUCUGUGGCCUGUGUUUGGAUGUUGUUUUAGUUUCUGUUAGCGUUAGACUCGUGCAGUCAGUGAUCGUGUGUACUGUAGUUGAUAGAAGGAGAGAUCGGAGGCUCAGCCGGGACAAGCGCCCGGCGUCCUCUCAUACCCGACCCUUCAUCUGCUUAUUCUCUGACUGACACUUUUAGGCAACUCGAUGAUGUGAAACGACUUCAAACCUUCAUUCCUGAUCUCGAAGAGUCCUCGGCAUUUAAGUGGCAAAUGUGUUUCUGGAUGUUUUUGUUUCUCUUCGAAUUGAAUAUUGAGGCCGUGCACAAUGCUUGACUGCAUGAGCAGAAUUCAGACUUACCUUCAUUAAUUGAAUUCAUUUGAUUAAUAAGGGAAAAUCAUGUGGACACAUUAUGUUAUUAUGAAAAAAAUGUACCAUCCAGACCUGUUGCUUGUACUUUUUGUAAAAUACUACAAAUACCAUAGACAAGCAAUGGUCAAUUUGUGGUUAUCACGGGUGAACUGUGUAACCACGUUUUUUGUUCUGUUUAUAACCAUGGUUCAUUUUCAUAAUGUAAAAAAGCAUUUGAGUGAUUCAAGAAUCGUUGACAUUUCAUUUUUGUUUUAUUUUCUUAGUCAAAAUGUUCUCCAUGCUGUUUGCUGCCUCAGUUUAAACUGGAAUUUUUUGAAAGCGUUCUCGGUUCAAUUCUGGAUUGUUUACAACCCUGUCGUACAUGAAACACGCAAACAGGCGUUGACAUAAUUUAUGUGUGUUUGUGUAUAAAAUGCACAGAUGAUUUUCAGAGAGAACAUGAUGAUAUAAUUUACAUUUAGAGUCUCUCUAGCGCCCCCUGUUGAGUGUCUCUCUCUCAGGCUGUACCACUCUAGUCUCAUAUAGACUAUAUGAACACAGACAAUGUAUGUUUUGUUGACAAUCUUCACAAUAGAUGAAGCACAUCACUCUGAAUUUGAUCUUCUCUUGUCUCUUUAACAUAUAAAAAUAAUUCAUGUGUAAACAUUCCCAUAGACUUACACUGUAAUAGGGACCCGAGCCAUAGCUACAGACCAGAAUAUUCUUCACACAUGAUUAAUCUUAAAUAGAUUUGUGCUCAUAAAACAGACUAGAUAUUAAUCUGUAUUGGUAUAUUAUUUACCGAAAAUACUGAAUUGUGACGCACAUUGGCCUGGUGAUGUGAAUUUGAAAUGUAGCUUUACUGCCAUCUGGUGGUGAAGAGCCAAAGUGCUUCAUGUCAACCACUGAGAAUCUUGAUUUUAAAGGGACACUUCACCCAAAAAUGAAAUUCUGUCAUCAUUUACUCUCCUUCGACUUGUUCCAAAUCUGUAACAAUUUCUUUGUUCUUAUGAAAACACCGAAAUAUAUUUGGACCCCACUGACUACCAUAUUUGGAAAUAUUACUUUAUAAUCGUUUUGUUUUGUUGAACACAAACGAAGAUAUUUUGAAGAAUGUAGGACAGCAAACAGUUCUGGGGCACUCUCUACUAUUGUAUUUUUUUCUACUAUGGGAGUCAAUGGGGGGCAAAAUCUGUCUGGUUACACCCAUUCGUCCAAAUAUCUUUCUCUGUGUUCAACCAAACAGAAAUUCAUACAGGUUCAUCAGAGAAUUAAAAUUUUUGGGUGAAGCAGCCAUUUAAAGCUCAACACCUGUCAUCUGUUCUCUACUCGUGAUGAUAUGCAGAUCAAAAUAUGACUGUUAGUCCCAUAAAAAAAUCUUGUUGAUAUUUAAGGUCUCAGAUAAAGGUAGAUCACAUGUAGUCUUAGAUCUGUAGAUUGAAGCCUCUUUAAGAGAAAUUAAAUGUGACGGUAGUGUAAAAGUGAAUUUAAGGGGAAUAAAUUGUUCAUAUUUCUUCUUGUAAAACUGACAGUAUAGAUUUAAAGGUUUAUGAAUGCUGUUUGUUCAGACACUUUUCAUCAGGAUGUAUGCAUAAGCAUGUUUUUUUUGUGCUUUUUUUACUCAUGUGUACUUGUGUAAACUUCAUCUGAUGUGUUUUAAGCUCAGUGUGAGAUUGGAUGAAACAUCUUUAGCUUAUUAAACUUGUCUGAAUCUAUGAGCCAUAUUGUAGUGAGAUGUUUUACUGAGCGUUCAGACCGGGGUUUCAGGUAAUAUGUCAUGUUUAACUUUAUGUUUGUCUUCCUGAUCUGUUUGUUUCUACUAAUGUGUGUGUGUGUGUGUGUGUGUGUGUGUGUGUGUGUGUGUGUGUGUGUGUGUGUGUGUGUGUGUGCGUGCGUGCGUGCGUGCGUGCGUGCGUGUGUGUAUACAUGCAUAUAUAUGUAUCAUGCCAACUUACUUGUUGUAAAGCAAUAUUCUUUUUCUUCUCUCUCCUACAGCGAUGGAUUAUUUGGUGGACACUUGCUGUCAAAUAAUGUCAUUAUUACAGAUUGGUAGGAAUCUGAAAUGUUGCCAUAGAUACUCAGAUAUUUCAGGUGAAACGUUGUUUUUGUCUGCUUCAUAACAUGUGUACCGUUUUGCCAAAAGGUUUACAGCACACGAUGAAUGAAAGCAGGUGCAGUUAUGAAUGCGUUUCAUCCAAACAUCACAGCGGCUUCAGUCUCGUCCAGAAAACAGUGAACGACUGUCGUUUCGAGUGUAUAUCUGUUAUUUUCUAUGCAUAUGUUUGUUUUAUACUGUGUGUGUCUUGUCUUGUAAAAAGAGAAAAGAUCUCUUAUUCAUAAAAGCAUGUUGUACCCUGUU